Messenger RNA from Salvelinus namaycush (lake trout), 3482 nucleotides. It is a transcript of the gene habp2, whose product is annotated as hyaluronan binding protein 2. Lineage: Eukaryota; Metazoa; Chordata; Actinopteri; Salmoniformes; Salmonidae. Gene Ontology annotation, biological process: proteolysis. The coding region runs from base 103 to 1974 and encodes 623 amino acids. The transcript has 13 exons. The record is from RefSeq and is a predicted model, not a curated record. Gene Ontology annotation, molecular function: serine-type endopeptidase activity.
ACUUUGUACAUACAAAGGUUAGUCUUCCUACACAAACGGUUGGGAAAUGAUGUGGGUGAUCUGACAGAAUUUCUCUUCUCGCCGCACACAAUCACUGCCAUCAUGAACUCCAAGCCUCUUUUCUUCUGCCUCUUCCUUGUAUUGCUCAUUCUACCUGUUCAAUUACAUAAACAAGAGAAGCAUGGAAAACAUCCAAAACAGGAAAAACACACCAAAAAACCUGAAAGAAAGUACAGAAGACAUGAGGAUAUUCUGAAGGACCCAUUCUUUGAGAUCGUAGAUGAACCAGGUGAGGACGAUAGUGAUGACCCUGACUGGCUUUAUGAACUCCAAGAACCAGAUGGCCAAUGCAACCCAAACCCUUGCCUCAAUAACGGUGUGUGUGAGGAGAAGGGAAAGAGAAGGUUCAAAUGUGACUGCCCCAAGCCAUUCAAGGGCAAGAAGUGCCAGAAAGGGCCCAAAAGGUGUAAUAGGGGCACGUGUGGCCGUGGCGAGUGCGUGUUGACCUCUAAACCACCUUUCUACGCGUGCAAGUGCAAGCAGCCCUUCCUGCCCCCAGACUGCAAAUCACUUGCGGUGUGUCAGCCUAACCCCUGUAAGAAUGGAGGCUUGUGCGUCAAGGACGGCAUGGACUUUGACUGCCUCUGCCCAGAAGGCUUCAGUGGACGUUUCUGUAAUGUUGGCCCAGAUGACUGUUACAAGCUCAAGGAUGACGGGGAGUCAUAUCGCGGCAACGUGAGUGAGACAGAUGAUGGAGAGGAAUGUCUCUACUGGAACUCCCAUUUCAUCCUGGAGAAAGGCUCUGAUCCCUUCAAUGACUUUGAGGAUGACGAUGGACUAGGCCCUCAUAACUUCUGCAGAAACCCAGAUGGUGACACUCAGCCAUGGUGCUUCAUAAGAAGAGGGCGGGUGCUGCUGUGGGAUCACUGUGGCGUCAGGGAGUGUGCUAAGCCCACAGCCAUGGUCACAACAGAUGCUGGUCCCAAGCCUACGACUGGUCCGAAGCCCACUACUACAACUACUACAACUACCAAGCCUACUACUCGUCCCAAACCCACUACUACAACUACUACCACAACACCCAAGCCUAAACCAACACCGGCCAAACCCUCAGCAGGUCCAGAGAAACCUACAGCGCCAAAGCCCAGUGGAGUCCCACGACAGACCACAGCUAGCCCCACCUCUGAUAAGCAGUUCACCAGCUGUGGAAAGCCCCAGCCGAAGAAGGCCAUCACCAGGAUCUACGGAGGCUUGAAGGCCGUCCCUGGAGCCCAGCCCUGGCAGCUAUCCCUGCAGGUCCGACCCAAGGGCUCCAGCCAGGCAUACAGGCACAUCUGUGGAGCGGUGCUCAUCGAUAGCUGCUGGGCCCUGACUGCCGGCCACUGCAUUGAUCCAAAGGACCAGAUGCAGGUGGUGGCUGGGAGUCUGACUCUAGGAAAGGAUGUGCCCAUUGGGCAGACGAUCACAGUGGAGAAAGCCACACGGCAUGAGAAUUACAAGGAGACAUCCAGAGCUGUUUACAAUGACAUAGCGGUGCUGAAGCUGAAAGCCACAGAUGGUCGCUGUGCCAGAGAGAGCCAGUUUGUGAAGGCAGCCUGCUUGCCUAAUAGCACAUUCUCUGAUGGGACUGAAUGCACCAUCUCUGGAUGGGGCGCUACUGAGGACUCUGACAACGGCUCCAACCACCUACUGGAUGCCCAGGUGCUGCUGAUCAGCCAGGAGAGCUGCUCAAGCAGCAAAGUCUAUGGAAGCGCCAUAGACAACACCAUGUUUUGUGCCGGUUACCAGCAGGGAGGAGUGGACUCCUGCCAGGGUGACUCUGGAGGGCCGCUGACGUGUAACAAGGAGGGCUCCCAUUUCAUCUACGGCAUCGUGAGCUGGGGAGACCAGUGUGGGUUGAAGAACAAGCCUGGGGUCUACGCACGGGUCUCCCACUACCUUGACUGGAUCAAGUCAAAGACACAAGCAGCAUAGCUGGGCUAUGCCAGUCCAUAUAGUUGCAGGCAUUGAAAAGUUAGAUCACGGCACGGUAUUGGCAGAACAAUUCCGCAAUGCAUAUGCAACAUGGUGCUUUAGUGUCUUCUAGCGGUAGUUUAUCACAAAAACCCUGCGGUAGCAAGUGCUAAAAUAGGUGUCUCUUAAUUGGACCGCUACUGAGUAAUCAUUGAUUUAUAUUUUGAACAUAGCUGACAUGCUGUCAUUCCAGGAUAUAAAAUGACCGACGACUAUAAGAGAACAAAACCAUUAAACGUCCCUCUAUGGACCUUCCUGCAAAGAUGGGGAUUCUGAAUACUGUUUCUAUUAUUUUUUACAAUGGUAUUCUUGGAAAAACUUGUAGUGAUAAUGAGAGAAAACUAGGUAGUAAGUAUAGGUCUAUAAAAGGAAAGCACAGAACCUUUCAUGGUGAAUAAUAUGUGGUUUAAUGAUCAGUAGUAUACUUGUUCGUUUCAAGUACAAGUGGAGUACACCAAAGUCUUAAAAUAAUAUAAAACAGAUGACCAAAGGACAGAGGGACAUACAGUACACUGAGAGUCAGAACUUAGGACUGUGGGUGUUUAGCCUGGUCAAGCAGACUGACUGCUGCACUCACUUUUCGUUUCGUUUGACACAUGAAGUGAAGCAAAGUACGAGCUGUCACAAGACGCAGGCUGGUUUAACAAGGCUAGUGGGUGUUGUGCAGCCUCAGUGCUGCUAACAGACCUCUCUGAGUCAUCUCUUAGACAGAACAGGGUGAGUGGCUCUCUGUUCACAUCAAUACAGGGGUUAAACAUAGGGUAGAGGCCCCACACACUGCUGCACAGAAAAACGGUGGAGCAGGAUCAGUGUAUCUGAAUUAUAAAACAACAGCUCUCCCUUGUGGACGUCAGCCAUUAGGUCCAGCUUUUGGACUCCUUCCCCCUAAAGACUAACAUCUCAUGGGAGUCAUGACAUGUCAAGUACUGUCCAUGCCCAUGGUAGAUGCAGAAAGAUCCCUUGUUCACCUUGCUAAACCCAGGUUGGUCAAGUCCUGAGUCUGGUCCAUUCUCCAAUCUCUACUGGGGAUGGACCCAUUGGCUGCACCAAUCAGACAAUAGGGGUUCUCAUGGACAAUGACUUCCCAGUAAUGCAGGCCAGUGGAGAAGGACUCCUGUGCGAGGACACUGGAGUCAUAACACUCAUAUCGGUCCUUUCCAAUGGGCUGCGUGUUCCAGCACACCUGUAGCCUGUCCCUUGACACCUCCAGCUUCGGAUGGGAUGUUUUGGAGUCCAAUGUCAGUGUUCUUAGAUCUACAGAUAGACAAUCAUAGUCAAUGCACCAUGGAUAUGCAAUGCAUUAAAAACAUAUGAACAGCAUACUACUAUAAAUUAUACAUGUACGACCAUAAAACGUCUACAGUACAUGACCACAUACCAUUCAUUCCUAAUGCAGAUUCUCUUACCAAUGAAAAAAAAAAAGCAUCAAGAGAAACAAUUGCUAUGUGAAGGUCGGUUUCAAUGAGAAG